AUGGCGGAUGAGUCUGUUAUCAUCAAAAAGAGCAAGAGUGGGAAGUCAUUGAGAGAUGAUGAAGAUCUUCAAGAAGAAGAAGUGUGGGCUGUUAUGAAGGAGAGAGAAGAAACAAGCCUGAAAAUGAGAACAGCCAAAGAUUCAUCUGGUUCUUCAUCAUCUGCAUGGCGGUUCCCUUCUGUUCCAAGAGCAAUCCAAAGGUCUAACAAUGGCGGUCGUGAGGCCCAUGUGCAACCUCAGCAACUAUCUGCCCAUAUGAACAUUCCUGACUGGGCAAAGAUUUAUAAGAAGAAAUCCAAGGGUUUAAGGGAUGAUUCAUGUGGUGAUGAAGAUGGUGCAAUCAAUGAUGUUGUCAAUGUUGAUGAAUGUGUUGAUGAUGUUGAGAAUGAUGAUGAUGAUGGUGAUGAAGAAAUGGUCCCUCCACAUGAAUACAUUGCUAGGAAGUUUGCCAGGACUCAGAUUGCUUCUUUCUCAAUGUGUGAAGGGGUUGGAAGGACACUUAAAGGAAGAGACCUUAGCAAAUUGAGGAAUGCCAUUUUAACCAAGACUGGUUACCUAGAAAAUGAUCGCCUCCAUCACCCUCACUAG
Messenger RNA from Ilex paraguariensis (yerba mate), 588 nucleotides. Lineage: Eukaryota; Viridiplantae; Streptophyta; Magnoliopsida; Aquifoliales; Aquifoliaceae. The record is from the annotation of a GenBank genome assembly.